AUGGCAACCGUUUCCAAUGAUCGAAUUCCCAUCAAUCUCCCGAUUCUUGAUUCGAAGAACUAUGAUAAAUGGGCGAAACAAAUGAAGGUCUUGUUUGGUUAUCAAGAGGUCGGCGAUUGUGAAUCGGCGAAGCAAGCAUGGGAAAUCUUGGAGAAAGCAUAUGUUGGUGCCGUCAAAGUGAAGAGAGGUGCCGACAAAGCCAAAGCGGAGAUUACUUUGCAAGCGCGUUUCAAUGAAAAGAAUAAGAGGUCGAAAGGAAAAUUUGCGGCGAGAGGUAAAUCAAAUUUUCAGAAUUUUGGUUCAAACGAUUCGCAAAAUUCAAAGCAUUCGACGAGUGAAAAGGGUGAAAGUAGCUCCAAGGAUAGUGGUCAUAGCAAUGGUUUUAAGAAGCGUGAUAUGAGUAAGGUGCAAUGCUACAAAUGUAGAAAGUUUGGACACUUUGCAAAUUCGUGUCGUGGUAAAUCAAAUGAGAAUCACAAUAAUGAAGCCAAGGUUGCUAGGGAAGAGGUAGAUGAUGAGGACACACUUCUAGUAAUGAUCACGGAGGAGAGUUAUGGCAUUACGGAUGUUCCGGGAAGCAACUACAGUAGUGAUAGUUUACGGGACAACGGCUGUACCGUUCCGGAAAAUAGCGAGAAAAUGCAUUCGAAUCGAAGUGCAUUGGUUACCGUUCAUGAUGGAGUCCAAGGGAGAGAUGAGUGGUACUUGGAUUCCGGUUGUUCAACACAUAUGACGGGUCGAAAAGAUUGGUUUGUGCAAAUCAAUCAAGCUGCAAAAAGUAAAGUCAAAUUUGCCGACGACACCACUUUAAGCGUCGAAGGGGUAGGAGAUGUUUUGAUCGGAAAAAGGAAUGGUGGACAUUCAAGGAUCAAAGAUGUCUUGUAUAUACCGGGAAUUAAGUGUAAUCUUUUAAGCAUUGGCCAAUUACUUGAAAGAGGAUACAAAAUUCGUUUGGAGGACAAAAUUUUACGCGUUUUGGAUUCAAAUGGUGUGUUGAUUCUAAAAGCGCUGAUGGCUGCCAAUAGAACCUUUAAGGUUGAGUUAAAGGUUAUGGAGCAUCGUUGUCUAACUACCGCGGCAAGUAGAGAUGAGUGUUUAUGGCCUUACCGUCUUGGUCACCUUAAUUUUAGGGAUCUAAGAAUGUUGCAACAAAGUGAAAUGGUAACGGGGCUGCCACACAUUAGUAUUCCAACUGAAUUGUAUGAGGAAUGUGUGAAGGCUAAACAACACAAGAAUGUUUUUAGCAAAGAUGCGGGUCGAAGAACCAAAGGCUUACUUUAG
Molecule: messenger RNA, 1281 nt
Organism: Lathyrus oleraceus (garden pea)
Lineage: Eukaryota; Viridiplantae; Streptophyta; Magnoliopsida; Fabales; Fabaceae
Exons: 3
Coding region: 1-1281 (426 amino acids)
Molecular function (GO): zinc ion binding; nucleic acid binding
Source: RefSeq, a predicted model, not a curated record